UUUGCACGUUUGGUUUCAACUUCUCAGCUGAUUCUACUUUGAACAGCUGAAUGAAUAACUGUCAAGAGAUGGCGUACUGCACGCAACAAUCUGGAAUAAGUGCACAGGGUUCUGUUUCUGUAAUUCCCAGAACAUCGUCCAAGAAACUGACGCUUCCAGCCAGGCCUCUCAGUCAGCUCAAGGGCAAUACUGAAUGGAAAUAGUGCUGGAAUGGUUUUCUAGUCUUGAUACUGUGACCUUACAGAACAAGGCAUCUAAAAAAGCAAAGAAAAGAGCAGAAUGGACAAACACCAAUGUAUUCUUGAUGUUUGAGCGAGCACAAAUACAAGAGUUCAAAGAGGCCUUCACCAUUAUGGACCAGAACAGAGAUGGAUUCAUCGACGAGAAUGAUCUGAGAGACACGUUUGCAGCAGUGGGUGAGAUGGCUACACAUCCACUGACCCCUGCUGCAGAGCAGCAGCUCUGACCUCUGCUGGACACGCUGAAUGUGAAACAGGAGGCGAUUGAUGAGAUGCUAAAGGCCCCUGGACCCAUUAACUUUACUGUCUUUCUCACCAUGCUUGGGGAGAAGCUCAAAGGCACAGAUCCAGAAGAAACUAUCCUCAGCUGCUUUAAAGUGUUUGACCCUGAAGGGAAAGGAUACCUGGGGAAGAAUCUUGUGACUAACAUGCUGACAACCCAAGCAGACAGAUUCUCUCAAGAAGAGAUGGAACAGAUGUUCACUGCUUUCCCACCAGAUGUGGCUGGUAAUCUUGACUACAAGAACCUGGUCUACAUCAUCACACACGGAGAAGAAAAGGACCAGAAGUAA
Messenger RNA from Electrophorus electricus (electric eel), 811 nucleotides. NCBI's taxonomy places the organism in Eukaryota, Metazoa, Chordata, Actinopteri, Gymnotiformes, Gymnotidae. The record is from RefSeq and is a predicted model, not a curated record.